AUGUCCACACUCUUUUCCCCGCUCGCCAUCGCCAAUGGCCGCAUCCAACUCCGCCACCGCGUUGUCAUGGCGCCCAUGACACGCAAUCGGGGUUUAUUGUUCGAGCAGACAAAAGAAACGGCCGGAGACGUGUGGCUCGCCGACGACGUUGUUGCACAGUAUUACAUCCAGCGCGCAUCUCCGGGUGGUCUGCUCAUCACUGAAGGCAUCCCGCCGUCUCUUGAAGCCUCGGGGAUGCCCCAAGUCCCCGGUCUCUUCGACGACGCACAGCAUGCCGGCUGGAAGGCUGUCGUGGAUGCUGUGCACGCCCGUGGCGGCUUUGUCUAUGCCCAAUUGUGGCACGCCGGCCGCGCCACCAUUCCGCACUUUACGGGCGGGCCGGGCACGCAUGUGUCGGCAAGCUCGGUGCCGUGGGACGAUCCUGAGGCGACCUACCCCUUCCGAACGAGGGACGCAAAGAAAGAAAAGGUGAAAUACUCCGACUUCCCCUCGACGGCCAUGACAGACGCCCACAUUGCACAGACGACGGCCGAUUUUGUACGAGCGGCACGCACCGCCCUGGCGCUCGGGUUCGAUGGGGUCGAGAUCAACGGCGGCAACGGCAACCUGCUGGACCAGUUUUUGCACUCCAACCUGAACCUGAGAGAGGACGCCUACGGCGGGUCCUUGAUGAAACGCUGCAAAUUCCCGCUCGACCUCAUUGGUGCCGUGGUCGAGGCCGCCGCCGGCGCUGGCAACGUCGGUGUCCGGCUCGAGCCCGCGGGGCUGUACCAAGGCACGAGGGGCGACGAGCGGGUCGAGACGUGGUCGUAUCUCUGUGACCAACUGGCAGAGCGGUACGGAAAGGCUGCCCCCGGCGAGACGUUGUCGUAUGUCCACUUUAUCGAGCCGCGGUUCGACCGCAUUGAUGCCGAUGCCGCCACGGCCGCAGCGUUCCGCACGUCGUGGAGCAGCACGCAGCCCGGCCUGCCCAUCUCGAACGAGCCGUUCCGCGCCAUCCUCGCCGCCGCCGGCAUCCCCUGUAUAGUCUGUGGCGGCGGGUGGACGUCGUCUCAAGACGUCGAGAGCACGACACUCAGCUCGAGGAAAUGGGACGCUGUGGCCUUUGCUCGCAUGUUUGUGAGCAACCCCGACCUGCCUGAACGGCUGCGACUCGGCAAACCGUUGGCGGCGGUUGACCGCAGCCGGUUGUAUGGCAGCUGGGACGGCGUGCGUGAGCACGGUUAUGUGGACUAUCCGACGUGGGUGGAAGAGGAGGAAGCCAAGGCAAAACAAGAAACAGGGUGA
Molecule: messenger RNA, 1287 nt
Organism: Sporothrix brasiliensis 5110
Lineage: Eukaryota; Fungi; Ascomycota; Sordariomycetes; Ophiostomatales; Ophiostomataceae
Product: 12-oxophytodienoate reductase
Exons: 1
Coding region: 1-1287 (428 amino acids)
Molecular function (GO): FMN binding; oxidoreductase activity
Source: RefSeq, a predicted model, not a curated record